GUGGCCGGUGUAGGUGAGUGGUGACAAAUAGUUGAACAACUGUUACUUUGUCCCACCUCAAAGCACACCUGCACAAAUAUACGUUCCCCUAUAUAAAAGGGCAAAAUGUGUUUGUUGGCCUCAAAUGUAUGAUGCUCACAAUUUUCCAAAAUCUAAAAAUGGCAAUUCAUCAAAAAAUGCUAUGUAACAAACCACAAGCAAUUACAACAACUAUUAUCCUCUUUAUCAUUAUCCUUCCUAAUUACAAUUAUGCUCACCCUAAUUACUCUCUUAAUCUUCCUAAGAGAGAAGAUAAUGAUAAUAAUGGUGGUUCGUCUUCUUUACUUGCUACACUUCCCUAUAACUUCCUCUUUGCCACUGCUUCCUCUGCGUAUCAGUAUGAAGGUGCCUAUUUAGUUGAUGGAAAAGGGCUCAACAAUUGGGAUACUUUCACCCACAAGUCAGGAGGGAUACUAGACAAUAGCAAUGGAGACGUUGCAACCGAUCACUACCACCGAUAUCUGGAAGAUGUUGAGCUUAUGGUUGAUCUCGGACUUAACAGCUAUCGUUUCUCGAUUUCAUGGGCGAGAAUUUUACCAAAAGGAAGAUACGGGGAGAUCAAUUUAGCAGGCAUCAGUUUUUACAACAAGCUCAUUGACACUCUACUUGCUAAAGGGAUUCAGCCUUUUGUGACACUGAGCCACUUCGACAUCCCUCAAGAACUCGAGGACAGAUACAAUGGUUUUCUUAGCACUGAAUUACAGAAGGAUUUCGAAUAUUAUGCAGAUGUUUGCUUCAGAUAUUUUGGGGACAGGGUAAAAUACUGGGUUACCUUCAAUGAGCCAAAUGUGAACAUUAUUCAAGGUUACAGAAAUGGUAAAUACCCACCAAACCGAUGCUCGGGAUUAUUCGGAAAUUGUUCAGAAGGAGAUUCCGAAAAGGAACCCUUCAUCGCCGCUCACAAUCUUAUCCUUGCUCAUGCAGCUGCUGUAAAUACUUACAGAACCAAAUACCAGGAAAAACAAGGAGGUAAAAUAGGGAUUGUUCUGAAUGCCAUCUGGUUUGAACCUAUCAGCAACUCAGAAUUCGACAAAUUUGCUGCAGAAAGAGCUCAGUCGUUCUACACGAAUUGGUUUUUAGAUCCAAUUAUGUUUGGAGAAUACCCAGCAGAAAUGAGAAAGAUUCUGGGAAAGAAUUUACCGAGAUUUUCAAAGAACGAACAGAGGAUUCUAAAUAAAGCACUCGAUUUCAUUGGUAUCAACCACUACAGUAGUUUUUAUGCACAGGACUGUAUGUUCACAAGCUGCAAAACUGGACCUGGAGUUACAUGGACAGAAGGUGUAUACCUAAGAACUCCAUAUAGAAAAGGCAUCCCCAUUGGCGAACCAACAGCAAUGGAUUGGCUGUACAUCCACCCGCAAGGAAUGGAAAAAACGAUUACCUAUAUGAAGGACCGAUACAAUAAUACACCUAUGAUCGUAACAGAAAACGGGUAUGUUCAAGAAAGCAAUUCAAAUUCCAGUGUCACAGAACUACUCAAUGAUUCCAAAAGAGUCGAAUACAUGGCUAGUUACCUAGAUUCACUCCUAAGAUCCAUCAAGAAAGGAGCAGACGUUAGAGGAUACUUCGCUUGGUCAUUGCUUGACAACUUUGAGUGGUUAUACGGAUACACAAAACGAUUUGGGUUAUACCAUGUUGAUUACAACACAUUGAAGCGAAGCCCAAAAUCAUCAGUUGUUUGGUACAAAAACUUCAUUGCCAAGCAUAAAAGGCAGCAAAUACUGAAGCAGACUGGAACUGAACAAGCAUUACAGUCAUCUUAAAGACUUCUAACACAGAGGAAUACAGAAGAGCAUCAGUAAGAGACUAAGAGUAAGCUAGGUAGUUAAACCCGUGUUGUACCAGUUAACUGUCAUACGACAUAUCUGUAUCCAUAUAGAAUGUUUCUAGUGAGUCAAUGUUUCUCUAGAGUCCAGGUAAUAAAUGAUAAGGAGAAUCAGGAUGAGGAAGGGUGAUAAUUUGUAAGCCUUUCCAUCUUCCCACCCACGAGGUCAUGGGUAUGGUUCUCAUCCAAGAGAUAGAACGGUUUGCAAUAAGUUGUAUUUAGGAACCAGACACACUUGCAGACACACCAAAGAGGCAUCAACAUGAACACAGUAUUGUCAUAUACUGUUUUAAAAAUCUAGCAGUCUGGGUGAUAUUUUCUUCAGUUUUCGUCAUCUCUCUUUUAAACCAAAAGUCUUUUAUAUCAAUAUGGUUUAGUAUGAUUAAUGAAUCAUGGAUCAACUAUUA
Messenger RNA from Spinacia oleracea (spinach), 2271 nucleotides. Its product is annotated as beta-glucosidase 46. Lineage: Eukaryota; Viridiplantae; Streptophyta; Magnoliopsida; Caryophyllales; Amaranthaceae. Gene Ontology annotation, molecular function: beta-glucosidase activity. Gene Ontology annotation, biological process: carbohydrate metabolic process. Bases 129 to 1802 code for a protein of 557 amino acids. The transcript has 12 exons. The record is from RefSeq and is a predicted model, not a curated record.